GAUCAUUUAUUACGCAGCUUCAAAAUAGAAAAAAAAAAAUUCAAAUGAGAAAAAGUUUUCAACCUUUCUAAAUUAACUGGCUAUUUUUACACGAAUAUAACAAUGUACAGUGCUCGUAUAAUARCUAACCGAUGUACAUCCAACUUAUGGCGAAGUCUUGGGCAAAAAUCGUCGAGGAAUACAAGUAUUUUGAACCAGGUGGGAAGAAGAUCCUUUCAAACUGAAGCACGAAGUGGUUGGAGGACAUGGGAUGCUGUGCAGAAGGCACCUGGUAUAACAGCUGAAACAGUAGGCCGUGCAGUUGUUGGUGGAGCAGCCCUAGCAGGAGUGGGUGCACUCUGUUUCUAUGGSCUGGGAUUAUCAAGCAAUAUUGGUGCUAUAGAUCGUUCACUAAUGUGGCCGCAAGURGUCCGGGAUCGUAUUCGAUCCACUUAUGGUUACUUYGCAGGAAGCUUGGCUUUGACAGCUGGUGCUGCUUAUGCCAUUAGUCGGAGUAGAGCUGUGCAUACRUUAAUGAGAACAAGCCCUCUUCUGUUUGUUGGUGGAGGAAUGGUUGCAACAAUAGCAUCAUCUAUCUUAUGUAUGAGUCUCCCUUAUGCACCAGGACUGAAUGGAAAACACUUAGCAUGGGCAGGUCACAGUGCACUGGUAGGGUUGAUUAUAGCACCCAUGGUACUGGUUGGUGGUCCAUUAGUGCUCCGUGCUGCUGUUGUCACUGGUGGUGUGGUGGGUGCCUUAUCACUUACUGCAGCUUGUGCACCAGACGGCAAGUUCUUGACCUGGGGUGGUCCCUUGGCUCUUGCUCUUGGUGGAGUGUUCAUGGCAUCUCUUGGUACAUUGUUCCUCCCAGCCACGUCAGCUGUUGGUGCAGGUCUUCAUGCCGUCACUACAUAUGGAGGGCUGGUUGUGUUUGGUGGCUUCCUGUUGUAUGAUACCCAAAAGAUCAUUAGAGUAGCUGAAACACACCCGACCUAUGGUGCAAGACCUUAUGAUCCUAUCAAUGCAUCCAUUGGUAUCUACAUGGAUACAAUCAAUAUCUUCAUUAGAAUCAUGAUAAUCAUGAUGUCAUCUAAUUCAAGAAGAAAAUAGACCCAUUAAUCUAACCUGGAGUAAGAAGUAUGCAGAUAACAGAGAUGGAGUGUUCUGGAAUUAGUUCCAGUUUACAAAACUAACAAUUGAACUUGUAUUUAUGAAGUAAUGUUAAGAGAUUUMAGAGAGCUGUUGUAAAUUCGUUUGUUGCUUAGACUUACUUGAUACGUUUAUUCACUUGAUUAAUUUCAAGCAGCAUCUUGAUUUGCUAUAACGUUACUGCUUUCUGGUGUUCAACAUGGCAACCAACGUUUCGUAGCAAGUAAAAAACCUAUAGCCCAUGCAUUUUGCCCGAAAAUGGCCAAAAAAAAGACCUAUUUUCCAUCCUUCAUGAAUAAUGGAUAUAUCUAGAAAAGGUGUGAAAAUGGUCCAAAAUUGGUCAAGACCAUUUUUUGGCUAGAACUGUAUUUGGAAAAGGUGUUAAAAUGGCUAACAAUUUAAAUUGUGAAUUAAGCUUAUGUAGUGAAUAGAAUUUUAAACAAUGCAGGAUUUUUUUCAAGCUAAUUAAACCACGGUUUUAAAACGC
Actinia tenebrosa (Australian red waratah sea anemone) is the source of this 1615-nucleotide messenger RNA. RefSeq names its product growth hormone-inducible transmembrane protein. Gene Ontology annotation, cellular component: mitochondrial inner membrane. Lineage: Eukaryota; Metazoa; Cnidaria; Anthozoa; Actiniaria; Actiniidae. The record is from RefSeq and is a predicted model, not a curated record.